Cynocephalus volans (Philippine flying lemur) is the source of this 1373-nucleotide messenger RNA. RefSeq names its product ceramide synthase 3 (gene CERS3). Gene Ontology annotation, cellular component: membrane. Gene Ontology annotation, molecular function: sphingosine N-acyltransferase activity; DNA binding. The coding region runs from base 1 to 1167 and encodes 388 amino acids. Gene Ontology annotation, biological process: ceramide biosynthetic process. The transcript has 10 exons. Lineage: Eukaryota; Metazoa; Chordata; Mammalia; Dermoptera; Cynocephalidae. The record is from RefSeq and is a predicted model, not a curated record.
AUGUUUCAGGCGUUCAAAGAAUGGUUCUGGUUGGAAAGAUAUUGGCUUCCUCCAGCAAUAAAGUGGUCAGAUCUUGAAGAUCACGAUGGACUCGUCUUUGUAAAACCUUCUCAUUUAUAUAUGACAAUUCCUUGUGCUUUUCUUUUGCUGAUUAUCAGAUAUUUCUUUGAAAAGUUUGUAGGUACACCUAUAGCAAAACUAUUUGGCAUUAAAAGGAAAGUUAUAAAGAUUGCACAAAAUUCCAUCUUAGAGAAUUUUUUCAAACAUUCCUCAAGACAUCCAUUGCAAAGUGAUAUUUAUGGACUGGCAAAGAAGUGUAACUUGACAGAGCGCCAGGUUGAAAGAUGGUUUAGGAUUCGGCGGAACCAAAACAGGCCUGACACUAUGAAGAAAUUCCAGGAGGCUUGCUGGCGAUUUGCAUUUUACUUAGUGGUGACUGUUGCUGGAGUUGUAUUUCUUUAUGAUAAACCUUGGGUAUAUGACCUAUGGGAGGUUUGGAAUGGCUAUCCCAGACAGCCUUUGCUACCAUCCCAGUACUGGUACUACAUUUUAGAAAUGAGUUUUUAUUGUUCUCUAUUAUUUAGCCUGGGCACUGAUGUCAAGAGGAAGGAUUUUCUAGCUCAUGUCAUCCACCACCUGGCUGCUAUUAGUUUGAUGAGCUUCUCUUGGUGUGCUAAUUAUAUUCGCAGUGGGACCCUCGUGAUGUUUGUGCACGAUGUGGCUGACAUUUGGCUGGAGUCUGCUAAGAUGUUUUCUUAUGCCGGAUGGACGCAAACCUGUAACACCCUGUUUUUCAUCUUCUCUGCCAUAUUUUUCAUCAGCCGCCUCAUUAUUUUUCCCUUCUGGAUUUUAUAUUGCACGCUGGUUCUGCCUCUGCACUACAUCAAUCCCUUCUUUUCAUACAUCUUCCUCAACGUGCAGCUAAUGGUCCUACAAAUCCUUCACUUUUACUGGGGUUAUUUCAUCCUGAAGAUGCUCAAAAGAUGUAUAUUCUUGAAGAAUAUCCAGGAUGUGAGAAGUGACAAUGAGGAUGAGUAUGAAGAGGAAGAUGAAGAGGAGGAGGAGGAAGAAGAGAAAGAGGCUACCAAAGGCAAAGAGAGGGCCUGUUUGAUGAAUGGCCUAGGGGCCAACAGGCACCUCAUUCCCAAUGGGCAGCAUGGCCAUUAGCUCGAGGGCCAUGUAACUCCCACAGCACAGUGUGCUGCCAGGACUGUUGGAAACCCAAGAUGCUCCCCACGAAUCACUGUGGCCUAGAGGACCCACAGGGACCCCAGAUUCUUCCCUUCCCUCUGUCUAACCAUACCUUCCCUCCCACCUAAGAUGUGUUUACCAAAAUGUUGUUAACUUGUGUUAAAGUGUUAAAUAUAAGCAUG